CUCGUUGUGUCUCCGUCCCUGUCCCUGAUUGCUCCUCGGCUGGGCAUGAAUGGGGCGGGAGAGCCUGAUCCUGGUGGUGGGGGCUACAAGAGGCGUUACAGGGCCCUGAAAAGGAGGCUCAAGUUCCUGAUCUAUGAACAAGAAUGUUUCCAAGAAGAGCUGAGAAAAGCACAAAGAAAACUUUUAAAAGUUUCACGCGAUAAAAGUUUCCUACUUGAUCGCCUGCUCCAAUAUGAGAAUGUGGAUGAAGAAUCGUCAGACUCUGAAGCAACAGCCUCUUCUGACAAUAGUGAUGGGGAGAUGCCCAAAGGAGGAGAGCAGCCAUCUCUAAAGAGAAAACGGAGUCCCCAGCUUGGCAGUGCCUCAUCCCCUUCGUCUUCAGGACUUUCCCUCCAGCCGACGUCCGGCUUUGGGCUUCCGGCGUCAGGGACACCAUCCCCCUACUUGACAUCUCUGGCCUCGCCCCCUUAUGCUCCUUUCCCCUCUGACUACUUGGCCCUGGGGCCUGAGGCUGGGGCCCCUCAACCUGACACCAGCGCUACCCAUUCUGCCCGGAGGCCCCCGAGGCCCCGCAAGCUCAAGCUCCCAUUGCCCCCUACCUCCAUGGCCGACUGUGGAAAUGUAGUCGUGGGGCUGCCCUUUCCUUCGCCCCGGGGGACCCCCAAGCUUCCACCACCCACCAUCCUCAGCACAGUGCCCCACCAGAUGUUCAGUGAUACAGGGGAGGGAAGCGGCGAAGACCCCCUGGAUGGUGACGAUGAGCUGGUCAUCGACAUUCCCGAAUGA
Molecule: messenger RNA, 786 nt
Organism: Euleptes europaea (tarantolino)
Lineage: Eukaryota; Metazoa; Chordata; Lepidosauria; Squamata; Sphaerodactylidae
Gene: INO80E
Product: INO80 complex subunit E
Exons: 7
Coding region: 46-786 (246 amino acids)
Biological process (GO): chromatin remodeling
Cellular component (GO): nucleus; Ino80 complex
Source: RefSeq, a predicted model, not a curated record